AUGGCGACUGCUAAAACUGUGAAGGAUGUCUCUCCUCACGAGUUCGUGAAGGCCUACUCCGCUCACCUGAAGCGCUCGGGCAAGAUGGAGCUUCCGGAGUGGACCGAUAUUGUGAAAACUGGUGUGCUAAAAGAACUUGCUCCUUAUGAUCCUGACUGGUACUACAUCAGGGCUGCUUCUAUGGCUAGGAAGAUAUAUUUGAGGGGAGGUAUUGGUGUUGGUGCCUUCCGUAGGAUUUAUGGUGGGAGCAAGAGGAAUGGAAGUCGUCCACCCCAUUUCGGCAAAAGCAGUGGUUCUGUUGCUCGCCACAUCCUUCAACAAUUGCAGACUAUGAACAUCAUUGACAUGGAUACAAGGGGUGGAAGAAAAAUCACAUCCAGUGGUCGCCGGGAUCUCGAUCAAGUUGCAGGAAGGAUUGUUGUUGUCGCACCUUGA
Messenger RNA from Fraxinus pennsylvanica, 435 nucleotides. Lineage: Eukaryota; Viridiplantae; Streptophyta; Magnoliopsida; Lamiales; Oleaceae. The record is from the annotation of a GenBank genome assembly.